AUGGAAGAAUCUGAUGAAAAUAUAGAAACCAUAAUGGAUGUAGAUUCAUCUGAAGAUUGUGAUACAUUGCUGUGUAGUGGUUAUGAUGAUACAGGUGAAACUAAUUUACAGUGCAACUUACCUCAAUACACUUCGCAUAAUGAAUCACUAAUGGUGAUUGAAGAUGAUGAUUCAUUGAGUGACAUCAGUUGUAGUGGAAAUAUAGAUGUAAGAGAUGAAUUGAAUAAGGAAACUUCAAUUGAAAUACCUGAACAAGAAAUAAUUGUGAGUGAUGAUUUAGAUGACUCUGAUUCUGAUAUAGAAAUAUUUGAGCCAUUGGUGCAAUUAAAGAAAAAUAUUGUAUCUGGUGCUACUAAAAAUACAAAUUUAUUUACAAGACAAAAAGAAAAUAAUUCUUUAAAUGUAAAGAAAGUUUUUAAACAUAAUGCCUCUUUGGUCAAAUUCAAUCCUUCAGUAAAAUCUAACCAAUUUAAAAUAGCAUCUACUGCUACAGUUCAUAGGCCGAAAACUACAACUACACAUUUACAACCAGAGUCAUCAGCUAAUACUGAAAUAGGUCUUAAUAAAAGUUUUUCGAGACCAAAACAACAAUUGAAAAUCACAUCUUCAAAUGAAAAAAAAUCAGAAGUUUAUUUAGUCCCACACAAUGGUAUCAAUUAUAUGAUAAGCAAAGGAAUACCUUCAAGAAGUCCAUUGUUGAAGUCUAAUUCUUCUUCAUCACCCACAUUAAAAGCACCCAGUACUGUAAUUAGACCAACUGAACAAAAAAACCAAUGUAUGGUUAUGUCUUCAAAAGAUGCAUUAAGGGGAGGAAAUAAAGAAGAAUUCAUACCUCAAAUGCAACCACUCCCUGAGGGAAAAUAUAAAAUGGUACCAGAUAAAGGACAGGUACCUAUAAAUUUAGAAAAAGUAUGCAAACAAAACUCUAAUUUUACGAAACAAAAUUUUUCUACUCAUCUUACUCCAAAUGAAAAUAAAGUUAGUGAUAUUUUUCAUAUAGGAAAUUCAUAUCAAUUAGCAAAUAUUAAGAAAACUAGACAAUUUCAGCAUAAAACACUAGAUGUACCAUCUGUAAAGUCUUCUUGGAGUAAAAUGUCUAAAAUUGUUGAACUUGGCAAUGCGAGUCGAAAUAAAAAGUUUCCUACUCAUACUGUUACAAGUAAAGAUCCAAUAGAAAAGAAUUCAAAAAAUUUUGUUCAAAACUGUGAGGUUAAAAUAAAUAAAAAUUGUCACCAAAAAAUGAGUUCUUCGCCUAGGUUUAUUCAGCUCUCAUCAAACUCAAAAUCUUUAAAGAAAUCAGAUAGUCUACCGUUAAGUCAUACUAGAUAUGGUAAAAUAACUAAAAAUGAUAAUAAAACAAUUCAGUUAUCAUCUUCAAACUUUUUUUCAAAAUCUAAAACAAAAUCAAACUCUAAUAAAAUGCUAAAAAAUGGCGGAGAUCAUUCAAAUAGCUCUGAUGAUGAAAUAAUAAAAGUAAAUAAUAGUGAAACUAGUAGAUCACAGAAUUUAAAUAUUAGAAAAAUAGUUGAAGAACAUUCAAAUAAGCAUAAAGUAUCAUUAUCUGACGAAAUUAUUGAUUUAGAUGCUAGUGAUUCUUCCGACGAAGAUGAUACAUCUGAUCAAUUUAUUUCUUGUAAAUAUGAAUAUUGUGAUACAUUGGUGUAUGAACCUGAAUUGAUUGAUGAUUUAUAUUGUAGUUUGGCAUGUAAAAAUUUAGAUAUAAAAAAAACAGUAGCUGAAGAAGAACAUUUUAUCAAGGAAACUAUCAAUCUAUCCGACAAAACUGUGGUUGAUCGUAAAAACCUUUUAACAAAAUUGGAAAAUAGAAUAAAUAAGAGGAAACAGAAGUUAAAAACUUCUUGUCCAGAGGACAUGGUUAAAGAAAAUGACGAUUUGAAUGAACAGUUAACACAUUUCUUUGAUAAACCAUCAAAAGAAGAAAGUCAACCUCCUCUAAAAUCAUUACAGCCAAUUAAUUCUCCAGAAGUAAUAGAUGAUGACGAUGAUGAUGAUGAUGAUGACAAUUAUUUUGAUCUAAAACCUCUUAUAGAAGAUAAAGAUACAUUAAAGUAUAUGACAGGGCUGCAAUUUAGAUCUGCUCCUAAAAAACUGUUUGAUAGACCUUUUCCAACUGAAAAGAACUUAUUUGUAGUAGGACAAAAACUAGAAGGCAUUGAUCCUAAACAUGAAGCUUUAUUCUGUGUAAUGAGUGUAUCCGAAGUUUGUGGAUACCGCAUUAAAUUACAUUUUGAUGGUUUUGAGAAUGAUUAUGAUUUUUGGGUAAAUGCAGAUUGCCCGAAUUUGUUUCAUCCAGGAUGGUGUGAAAUGAAUUUGCGCAUUCUACAACCACCAAACAAUUAUUUAAAUGCAUUUGAUUGGAUUGGUUAUCUUAGAGAAUGUCAAGCUUUACCUGCUCCAAAACGCAAUUUUGUCUCUACUAAAAACCUAAAUAGUUGUAAAAAUCAACACAAAUUUCAUAUCGGAGGUAAAUUAGAAGCAUUAGAUAAAUUAACCCGUACACUUUCAAAACAGUUAAUUUGUGUUGCCACUGUUGCUGAUAUCUUGGGUAAUCGUAUUCGUGUUCAUUUUGAUGGAUGGACAGAUGAUUUUGAUUAUUGGGUGGAUAUUACAUCAACCAAUAUACAUCCAGUAAGGUGGUGUGAUAAUAAUGGUCGAACUUUGUCUCCACCUAGUGGUUAUAAUGAUAUGAAAGGAAGAAAACCUUUUAAUUGGACUGAAUACUUAGCAGAGACAAAUAGUGAACCUGUUCCUGAAGAGGCAUUUGUUCGUAGACCUUUACGGGAUUUUUCUAAUCAAAUGAUAAUUGAGGUUGUUGAUCUUGUUGUUCCAAGACUGCUAAGAAUUGCUAAGGUAGUAGAUGUUAGAGGAGAUGAACUAAAAAUUGUUUAUGAUGGAUUUGAUAAUGAUUAUGCAUACUGGGUUGAAGACGAUAGUCCAGAUAUUCAUCCUGUUGGAUGGUCGUCAAAAACUAACCAUCCAAUUGAACUGCCUCCAGCACCUAAUACACUUUGGAGCUGCAGUAUUCGUGGUUGUAAAGGUUAUGGCAAUUCAUCAAAUAGCUUGAAAAUUGAUCAUGUUGAAAUAAUGGAUUGUCCAUAUGAAAUAGAUUCAUGGAAAACAGCUGUUGCUGGAUUGGCAAAAAUUCCUGAUCGAUUGAAAACUCAUAAUGUUAUAAUUAACACAACAUUGCCAAGUUCAAAAAUUAAAAGUGAUAUACAUCAGAAUAAUAAAAAUAAGGAAAACACCAGCAUAAAUACAGAACAUAUGAAUUUGGCAAAAAUCAAGGAAAAAAUAAAUGAAAAAAGAUUAAAUUUGCUGUUGGAUGCAAACGAUAUUGAACCAGAAUGUGAUACUGUUAUUAAGAACACCCUUUUCAAUGAUACCAUUCCAAGUAACAAUAACGAAAAAUUGCAAAAAGCACUUGGUUUGAGUCUUGUGGGAUAUAAUUUGGGCUCAGCGUCAAUGGAAACAUACUCCAGUUAUUGGACCGGACAUAACCCACAAAUAGGUAUACCAUUAUUCAAUACUACUGAUACGAGAGAAUGGUCCAUUCAAGAAGUGGCAUCAUACGUUCAAAAAGUGGUAGAAUGUUAUAACUCAAAAAAAAACAACGAAGAAAUCAGUAUAUCUGAUCGUUUCAUUGAUCAAGGAAUUGAUGGUGACGCGUUUUUAAUGUUAAAACAAGAUGAAAUAAUGAAAAUAUUAAAAGUUCCACUAGGUCAAGCAUUAAAAAUAGCCAAUGCCAUUAUAAUGUUAAGACAACGAAUAGAUGGAAAUGAAUGUAUGUAA
This is a messenger RNA of Macrosiphum euphorbiae (potato aphid), 3810 nucleotides long. Lineage: Eukaryota; Metazoa; Arthropoda; Insecta; Hemiptera; Aphididae. The record is from the annotation of a GenBank genome assembly.